Pyricularia grisea is the source of this 735-nucleotide messenger RNA. RefSeq lists its product as uncharacterized. The transcript has 4 exons. NCBI's taxonomy places the organism in Eukaryota, Fungi, Ascomycota, Sordariomycetes, Magnaporthales, Pyriculariaceae. The coding region runs from base 1 to 735 and encodes 244 amino acids. The record is from RefSeq and is a predicted model, not a curated record.
AUGCAGACUCGGUUCCCACGCCAAAACAAGCGUUCUCUUAUGCAUGAAAUGCUCAAGAGCAGGCCCGGCGAUUGGUUCCGAGGCUCAGAUAUGAGCUUACGAGACCAAGAGCUGCUUCGGAGCCCCAACAAUAUGUUUUCCUAUGACAAAGGCUGUUUCGUACGCCAGAUUGUCUACAAGCAGGCAGCCUUGCCAUUUACCACGCUCGAGUGGGUUGUUGAACACGAUCAUCUCUGCAAGAAACGAAUCCACGAAGCUGGAGGUGCCCUUGUCGGUUUUCCGGAAACCGCCAUGCCAUCCUCAGUAUCUCCUCCAUACCAGUCCAUGAUCGUCAAUGUGAAUGUCAAGGGCGCUCCUGGUGGUCUCUUUGACUGGGGAUAUCUGAGUACCUCGUCACAGAAUGUGCGAAUCUUCAGAGGCCCCGAGUCCACCUGCUCGGCUCACCCGUGGGAUGCAAUGAUACUCAAGGACUGCUAUGCCAACACAAGCAAUCUUCGGGAUAUUGAGGCUAUUUGCGACCGCCGCUGGGAUAUAUUGGCUAUGAAAAUGUGCGAGGAUGUCGAGGUUUGCCCGCGAGACCUCCACAAGAUAUGCCGCUUCAAUCUUACCAAAAGCCAUGUCGAUAAUCGGGAUACAUUCGCUACUACUGGACCGGUUGGAGCUCAGCAUCGAUGCAUGGGUAGCCCCAGUGAGGUCGGCACAAUGUGCAUCGAAUCUAAUCUGAGAGGAUCUUAG